AUUCACUCAGACGCUCGUCCUUUUAACUGCCCCCACUGCAGUGCCACCUUCAAAAGAAAAGACAAGCUCAAGUACCACGUUGACCACGUGCACAGCACCCGUUUCACUGAACAGCCCCAUGGCACACUCAGCGAGGACUGCGCUGAACCGAAGUCAGCCCUCCAGAGCAGCCCUUCUCCUACGAAUGUCUGCGUGCCCGUCACUUUAGUUCCUGUCCAGAUGGCAGGAGGAGCGCAGGGUGGUCCGAACGCACACAGGGCCUCUUCUAUGUCCUCCCAAACUCACAGCGUUGUGAGCAUGCAGGCUCAAGGACAGCAGCAGAACUCUAGCUACCAGGCGGCUACAGACCUGGCAUUCUUAGAAAAGUACACCCUCACCCCUCAGCCCGCCAACAUUGUCCACCCUGUGAGGCCCGAUCAGAUGCUGGACCCCCGAGAGCAGUCCUACCUGGGCACUCUGUUGGGACUGGAUUCAGCUUCCUCUGUGCAGAACAUCUCUAACUCUGAUCACACACACUGA
Anoplopoma fimbria (sablefish) is the source of this 519-nucleotide messenger RNA. Its product is annotated as zinc finger and BTB domain-containing protein 41-like. The annotation marks the transcript as partial. The record is from RefSeq and is a predicted model, not a curated record. The transcript has a single exon. Lineage: Eukaryota; Metazoa; Chordata; Actinopteri; Perciformes; Anoplopomatidae.